Messenger RNA from Solea solea (common sole), 9134 nucleotides. RefSeq names its product filamin-C-like. Gene Ontology annotation, molecular function: actin filament binding. The coding region runs from base 395 to 8623 and encodes 2742 amino acids. The record is from RefSeq and is a predicted model, not a curated record. The transcript has 47 exons. Lineage: Eukaryota; Metazoa; Chordata; Actinopteri; Pleuronectiformes; Soleidae. Gene Ontology annotation, biological process: actin cytoskeleton organization.
CAUGUCCUCCCCCUAUGUUCAGUCAACUUUACACACGCUCAGUGCUGAUCCAGCUCACCUGCCACCAAACAUUUUCCAAACUUUUCUCGAGGACUUAUCAGGAAGGACGGACCUAUCGAGAGGGUGCCAAUUAAAAAAAACAACCCACGACGAGCAGCUGCCUUGCCCGUUAGAAAUCGAAUCGUUUAAUUCAUCACUGCCCUGACACAAGCGGACUCUUCGCAAGCACCUCUGAAAAAUUUUCCUGGCUGCUUUUUUAAACUCCUCCGAGUUUGAACUCUCCUCCGCGAGCGCGCGCUUGUUACCGACCUGUGAAAGUUUUCUGCGCCGCCGAGCGCACAAUUCAACACCCAGGUGUCACCGCGGUAUAAAAGUGGACACGGAAAAAGCCACCAUGAUGAGCAAUAACUACACCGACGAGCCGCAGUACUACCAGGCCACUGACUUUGGGGAAGAGGAGGACGACGAGAUGCCCGCCACGGAGAAGGACCUCGCCGAGGACGCGCCAUGGAAGAAGAUCCAGCAGAACACCUUCACCAGGUGGUGCAAUGAGCACCUCAAGUGCGUGAACAAGACCAUCACUGACCUUCAGAGGGAUUUUAGUGAUGGGCUCAAGCUCAUUUCACUCCUGGAGGUUUUGAGCCAGAAGAAAAUGUACAGAAAGUACCACAUCAGGCCAAACUUCCGUCAGAUGAAACUGGAAAAUGUCUCUGUGGCGCUGGAGUUCCUGGACAGAGAGCACAUCAAACUGGUCUCUAUUGAUAGCAAAGCCAUUGUGGAUGGGAAUCUAAAGCUGAUCCUGGGUCUUAUCUGGACUCUCAUCCUCCACUACUCCAUCUCCAUGCCCAUGUGGGAUGACGAGGAUGACGAGGAAGCUAAGAAGCUGACGCCCAAACAGCGCUUGUUGGGAUGGAUACAGAACAAAGUGCCUCAGCUGCCCAUCACCAACUUCCACCGUGACUGGCGGGAUGGCAAAGCCCUGGGAGCUCUGGUCGACAACUGUGCCCCCGGUUUGUGUCCCGACUGGGCGGAGUGGGACCCAAACCAGCCCGUGCAAAAUGCCAGAGAAGCCAUGCAGCAGGCUGACGACUGGUUGGGUGUGCCCCAGGUAAUUGCACCCGAGGAGAUUGUGGACCCAAAUGUGGACGAGCACUCUGUGAUGACCUACCUGUCUCAAUUCCCGAAAGCAAAACUGAAGCCCGGCGCUCCUCUCAAGACCAAACAGCUUUUUCCAGACAAGGCUAAAGCCUAUGGACCAGGUAUUGAGCCCCAUGGCAACAAAGUGCUGCAACCAGCCGUGUUCACUGUGGAAACUCUGGAAGCUGGAAGUGGUGAGGUCCUGGUGUAUGUGGAGGAUCCAGAGGGACACAAAGAAGAGGCUAAGGUUAAACCCAAUAACGACAAAAACAGAACCUACACAGUCACCUAUGUUCCCAAAGUCGAGGGUGUCCAUAAGGUAAAAGUGCUGUUUGCUGGUCAGGACAUUGACAAGAGCCCCUACACAGUGAAUGUGGCGAAAGAUUUGGGCGACCCUAGCAAAGUCCAUGCUAGAGGACCAGGGCUGGAGCGCACGGGCAAUCUGGCGAACAAACCCACCUACUUUGAUAUCUACACAGCUGGUGCCGGUAAGGGCGAUGUCAGUGUGGUCAUCGUCGAUCCUCAGGGCAAAAAGGACACCGUCGAGCUCAUCCUGGAGAACAAGGGCGACAGCGUCUUCCGCUGCACCUAUCGUCCAAUGUUAGAGGGCCCUCAUACCAUCCAUGUACUGUUUGCAGACCAGGAGAUCCCCAAGAGCCCUUUCACUGUCGACAUUGCAGAGGCACCGCCUGUUGUUGCUCCCAAGGGAGCGCCACUGCAGAUAAUCCCUCAGUCAGUGCGCACCCCUCCAGGAGUGAAAGGGGGGAAGGGGGCUCCCCCUCCAAAACCGGGCCGUCCAACCAUGAACCCAAACGCCUGCAGAGCUACAGGUAGAGGCCUUCAGCCUAAAGGCGUGAGAGUGAAAGAGGUUGCAGACUUCAAAGUUUUCACCAAGGGAGCUGGCAGUGGAGCACUGAAUGUCUCAGUCAAAGGACCAACUGGAGCAGAGGAGCAAGUGAAAGUGCGUGACGCAGGGGACGGCGUGUAUGAAUGUGAAUAUUACCCCCUUAAACCUGGUAAAUACACAGUCAGCAUCAUGUGGGGAGGCCAGCCCAUCCCACGCAGUCCCUUUGAAGUGGAAGUGGGUCUGGAGGCAGGUCUUCAGAAGGUGAGGGCCUGGGGUCCAGGUCUGAAGACUGGCAUGGUGGGAAAAUCUGCAGACUUUGUCGUUGAAGCCAUCAACACUGAAGUUGGAACACUGGGGUUCUCCAUUGAAGGCCCAUCCCAGGCUAAAAUUGAAUGCGAUGACAAGGGUGAUGGCUCUUGUGACGUACGUUACUGGCCCACUGAGCCUGGUGACUAUGCUGUCCAUGUCAUUUGUGACGAUGAAGACAUCAAGGACAGUCCUUUCAUAGCGCACAUCCUCCCUGCAGCCAAUGACAUCUUCCCGGAGAAGGUGAAAGCUUUUGGACCAGGUCUGAAGCCAACUGGUGUCAUUGUGAACAAACCAACUGAAUUCACCAUUGAUGCACGCAUGGCUGGAAAGGGUCACCUCAAGAUAUACGCGCAGGACGCCGAAGGCUGCACCAUCAACAUCAAGAUCACAGACAAAGGAGAUGGCACAUAUCUGUGUGUGUACACUCCUGCAAAGCCUAUUAAACACACCAUCAUCGUCACCUGGGGGGAGGUUAAUGUGCCCAACAGCCCCUUUAGGGUGCUGGUUGGAGAGGGUUCUCAUCCAGAAAAAGUCAAGGUCUAUGGGCCUGGAGUGGAGAAGACGGGGCUGAAGGCCAACGAGCCAACCUACUUCACAGUGGACUGCAGUGAGGCUGGUCAAGGGGACAUCAGCAUUGGAAUCAAGUGUGCCCCUGGAGUGGUUGGUCCUGCCGAGGCAGACAUUGACUUUGACAUCAUCAAGAAUGACAAUGACACCUUCACUGUCAAGUACACUCCUCCUGGUGCAGGCAAAUAUACCAUCAUGGUGCUGUUUGCUGACCAGGAAAUUCCCAUCAGUCCAUUCAAAGUCAAAGUAGAUCCUUCCCAUGAUGCUGGCAAGGUGAGAGCCGAGGGUCCUGGACUCAACAAGACAGGAGUGGAGGUGGGCACUCCCACCCACUUCACCAUCUACACAAAGGGAGCUGGAAAAGCCAAGCCUGAGGUGCAUUUUGCAGCAUCAGGCCCAGGAGAGGCGGUUCGUGACUUUGAGAUCAUUGAUAACCACGAUUACUCCUACACUGUCAAGUACACGGCUGUUCAGCAGGGUAACAUGGCAAUUUCAGUGACUCAUGGAGGAGAUCCCAUUCCCAAGAGCCCCUUUCACAUCACAGUAGCACCACAGCUGGAUAUUGGAAAAGUGAAAGUGGAAGGAUUAGACACCAAAGUGGAAGUUGGAAAGGAUCAGGAGUUCUCUGUUAACACAAAGGGAGCUGGUGGGCUGGGAAAUGUAGGUGUGAAGAUGACCUCACCUUCUGGUCGACCAAUUCCAUGUAAGCUGGAAUCUGACAAAGCUAAAGGUGCACACAGUGUGAAGUACAUUCCCCCAGAGGAGGGCCAGUACAAGGUUGAUGUCAGCUAUGAUGGCAACCCGGUGAUGGGAAGCCCCUUUGGUGUUGAAGCAGUGAUGCCUGCUGAUCCUUCAAAGGUGAGAGCCUUUGGUCCAGGCCUGAAGAAUGGCAUUGUGGGUAAACCUGCUCCAUUCACUAUUGAUACAAAAGCAGCAGGUGCCGGUGGGCUGGGCCUGACUGUAGAGGGCCCCUGUGAAGCUAAAAUUGAGUGUCAGGACAACGGCGAUGGCACAUGCGCGGUGUCCUACCUGCCCACUGAGCCUGGGGAGUAUGCCAUUAACAUCCUGUUUGCAGAGCAACACAUUCCCGGUUCUCCAUUCAAGGCUGCGGUGCGCCCAGCUUUCGAUCCCAGCAAGGCAACAGCUAAAGGUCCUGGUCUGGAGAGGGCCAAGGCAGGUGAACCAGCAACCUUCACCGUGGACUGCACCCGAGCAGGCGAUGGCGAGCUCACCAUCGAGAUUGUGUCAGAGACUGGGGUCAAGGCUGAAGUUCACAUCCAGAAAACUGCAGAGGGCACGUUCUCUGUGACUUAUACCCCCUCCUUCCAUGGCACACACACCAUCACAAUCAAAUAUGGUGGCCACAUGAUCCCACAGUUUCCCAAGGUCCUGCAGGUCGAGCCAGCUGUGGACACCAGUGGGGUGCAUGUGUACGGACCAGGAGUGGAGCCCAGAGGGGUCCUCAGAGAAGUCACGACACACUUCAUUGUUGAUGCAAGAGCCCUCAGCAAGGUUGGAGGAGCUCAUGUGAAGGUUCACAUUAUCAGCCCCUCUGGCACCAACACAGAGAACUACAUCACCGACAAGGGAGAUGGCACCUACAGAGUGGAGUACACUGCAUUUGAGGACGGAAUGCAUCUGAUAGAGGUGCUGUAUGAUGAUGCACCUGUGCCAAAGAGUCCCUUCAGAGUGUCUGUGGUGGAAGGAUGUGAUCCUACCCGUGUCCGUGCCUUUGGACCAGGUCUGGAAGGAGGAAUAACCAACAAGCCUAAUUGCUUCACUGUGGAGACCAGGGGUGCUGGUACAGGAGGCCUGGGCCUGACUAUCGAGGGAGCCUCAGAGUCAAAAAUAUCCUGUAAAGACAAUAAAGAUGGCAGCUGCAGUGUGGAGUAUGUCCCCUACACCCCUGGGGAUUAUGAUGUCAACAUUAACUAUGGAGGUCACCCUAUCCCUGGCAGUCCAUUCCGUGUUCCAGUGAGGGAUCCUGUGGACCCCAGCAAAGUGAAGUGCUCAGGUCCAGGUCUGGGUGCCGGAGUGAGAGCCCACAUUCCUCAGACCUUCACAGCAGACUGUACCAAAGCUGGACAGGCCCCACUGGAUGUCAAACUCUAUGGCCCAACAGGUGCUGUGGAGCCAGUUGGUGUGAAGAACAAUGGCGAUGGAACUCACACGGUUCACUACACCCCGGCUCAGGACGGCCCUUACACUGUGGCUGUCAAAUAUGCAGAUCAGGAAGUCCCACACAGUCCAUUCAAGGUGAUGUCUCAGCCCGGGCAUGAUGCCAGCAAGGUACGUGCCAGUGGCCCUGGACUGGACACAAAGGGUGUGUCUGCGAGUCUGCCUGUUGAGUUUACUAUCGAUGCCCGCGAUGCUGGAGAGGGACUGCUCACAGUACAGAUUCUUGACCCAGAAGGCAAACCAAAGAAUGCAACCAUCCAGGACAACAGGGACGGCACCUACACAGUGUCAUAUGUACCUGACUCCACAGGCCCCUACACUAUUACCAUUAAAUAUGGUGGAGAUGAGAUUCCUUACUCCCCGUACUGCAUCCAGUCCCUGCCUACUGGAGAUGCCAGCAAAUGUCGCCUUACUGUGUCCAUUGGAGGACAUGGUGUAUCAAGCCUUCAGAAACUGCAGACGUCUGAGGAUACAGUUAUCACAGUCGAUGCCAAAGCUGCUGGGAAAGGCAAGGUGACCUGUAAAGUGCUGACCCCACAGGGGAUGGAGCUGGACAUGGAUGUGGUGGAGAAUCACGAUGGGACCUUUGACAUUUACUACACCGCCCCUGAACCUGGAAAAUAUGUAAUUACGAUACGCUUUGGGGGACAGAACAUCCCCAAGAGCCCCUUCCAUGUGGUGGCCACAAAUGAACCAGUGGCCCCCCGCGAUACCGUGGAUCCCCAGUUCCGUCCCGUUAACUUCCUCGUUCCCUUCACGCCACAUCAGGGAGAAAUCACAGGUGAGGUGCGAAUGCCUUCAGGCAAGACUGGCCGCCCGCAUAUCACUGACAACAACGAUGGCACCAUCACAAUCAAGUACCAGCCCACAGAGAGAGGACUGCAUGAGAUGGAUAUCAAAUAUGAAGGCAACCACAUUCCAGGAAGCCCUCUGCAAUUCUAUGUGGACGCUGUGAACAGUGGGGUGGUGAAUGCUUAUGGUCCAGGUUUGAGUUACGGCACAGUGAACAAGUCUGCCACUUUCACUGUGGUCACCAAGAACGCAGGAGAAGGUGGGCUGUCACUGGCAGUAGAGGGCCCCUCUAAAGCUGAGAUCACUUGUAAGGACAACAAGGACGGUACCUGCACUGUGUCCUACCUGCCCACGGCUCCUGGAGAUUACAAUAUCAUUGUCAAGUUUGACAACAAGCACAUUUCGGGCAGUCCCUUCACUGCCAAGAUCACUGGUGAUGACUCCAUUACCAGGACAUCUCAGCUGAAUGUGGGCUCAUCAGCUGACGUGUCCCUGAAGAUCACAGAGACUGAUCUGAGCUCUCUCACUGCCAGUGUCAGGGCUCCAUCAGGCAACGAGGAGCCCUGUCUGCUCAAGAGACUGCCCAACAGACACCUUGGCAUCUCCUUCACACCUAAGGAGGUUGGCGAACAUGAAGUGAGUGUGAGAAAGAACGGCAUGCACGUAGCCAACAGCCCUUUCAAGAUCAUGGUCGGCCAGUCAGAGAUCGGUGAGGCCAGCCGAGUCAAGGCCUUCGGUAAAGGCCUGGUGGAAGCGCACACUUUCGAAAUGGCAGAAUUUUUUGUGGAUACAAGAAAUGCAGGUUAUGGAGGUCUAGCAUUGUCAGUCGAGGGUCCGAGCAAAGUGGACAUCAACUGUGAAGAUAUGGAGGACGGGACGUGCAGAGUUACCUACUGUCCAACAGAACCUGGGAAUUACACUGUUAAUAUCAAGUUUGCUGAAAAGCACAUUCCAGGAAGUCCUUUCACAGUGAAGGUAACUGGAGAAGGAAGGAUCAAAGAAAGUAUCACUAGGAAGAGGCAGGCUUCUUCUAUUGCCUCAGUGGGCAGCACAUGUGGCCUUAACCUCAAGAUCCCAGGAAACUGGUUUCAGAUGGUUUCAGCUCAGGAGAGGCUGACCAGGACAUUUACCCGCAGCAGCCACACGUACACACGCACAGAGCGCACAGAGAUCAGCAAAACCCGUGGCGGAGAGACCAAGAGGGAGGUUCGAGUGGAGGAGAGCACACAGAUGGGAGGAAGAGGAAGCCCAUUUAGAGACGUUUUUGGAGACUUUCUGGGCAGAGAGAGCCUCAGCAGCUUCGCUGGCAUCACUGCCAGACCGGAAGUGGAGAGUGGCGGCUCGCAGGCCAUGACAGGUCAGGUGACGAGCCCCAGUGGGAAAACGGUGGAUGCUGACAUUGUGGAUGGAGGGAGCAACACGUACAGCGUCCGCUUCAUCCCACAAGAAAUGGGACCCCACACUGUCAACGUCAAAUACAGAGGCCAGCACGUCCCUGGAAGCCCCUUCCAGUUUACUGUAGGGCCCAUGGGGGAGGGAGGAGCACAUAAAGUCCGUGCUGGAGGACCCGGCCUGCAGAGGGGCGUGGCUGGUGCACCCACUGAAUUCAGCAUUUGGACCAGAGAGGCUGGUGCUGGUGGACUGUCCAUUGCUGUCGAGGGCCCUAGCAAAGCGGAAAUCUCCUUUGAGGACAGGAAGGAUGGUUCUUGCGGAGUCUCCUACAUCGUGAAAGAACCAGGUGACUACGAGGUGUCAAUCAAGUUCAAUAACGAGCACAUCCCCGACAGUCCCUUCAUCGUCCCAAUUGCUACGCUGUCAGACGAGGCCCGCAGGCUCACCGUCACCAGCCUUCAUGAGAAGGACUUGAAGAUAAACCAAGAAGCUUCCUUCAUGGUGCAGCGAAAUGGGGCUCGAGGUGUGGUUGACGCCAAAGUCCACACGCCCUCUGGCUCUUCUGAGGAGUGCUACGUCACUGAGCUCGACAGCGACAAGAGUGCAAUCCGUUUCAUUCCACGGGAGAAUGGAGUUCACUCAAUAGAUGUCAAGUUCAAUGGAUGCCACAUUCCUGGAAGCCCCUUCAAUGUGAGAGUGGGAGACCUGGGAAUGAUUGGAGACCCAGGCAUGGUGACUGCACAUGGUCUUGGACUACAGGGAGGAACCACAGGUGUCGCUUCAGAGUUUGUGGUCAAAACCUGUAAUGCCGGCUCAGGCACUCUAUCUGUCAACAUCGACGGACCUUCCAAGGUUAAGAUGGACUGUCGGGAGUGUCCUGAAGGCUACAAAAUCACCUACACUCCCAUGGCACCUGGCAACUAUCUCAUCACCAUCAAAUACGGCGGGCCGCAGCACAUCGUGGGCAGCCCUUUCAAAGCUAAAAUCACAGGUGUGCGGCUCUCGGGUGGACACAGCCUCCACGAGACCUCCUCCGUCUUGGUCGAAACAGUCACAAAGUCCUCCAAAGUGGGCGGUGCCUACAGCGCCUCCUCGUCCUCCACCGCGAGCAAACUGUCGUCCGAUGCCAGCAAGGUUGUGUGUCGCGGAGCGGGGCUGUCCAAGGCUCUGGUGGGGCAGAAAAACAAUUUUACAGUUGACUGCAGCAAAGCAGGUACCAACAUGCUGAUGGUGGGAGUGCAUGGGCCCCAUACUCCCUGUGAAGAGGUGUACGUCAAGCACAUGGGCAACAAGCUCUACAAUGUUACUUACACUGUCAAGGACAAGGGCAGCUACACCGUCAUUGUCAAAUGGGGGGAUGACAGUGUCCCUGGGAGCCCAUACAAAGUGGUCAUACCCUAAAAUAAACUGCCCCAGUAUUCCAUCCCUCAUCCUCUGCUGACCCAGCAGCCUUUACUUGUCGUGUGCUCACAUCAAACUCCCCGUACUUCGCUCUUCCAUGGAUCACACUGUACUCGACGUUCACUAAAACCUGCAGAAAUACUUGCUUACAGUUUUCCGCCAUGAUAGAAUACCUACCGUGCCAAAGUUUUGUAUUAACUCCAGAAUCCACAUUCUGUGUGAGUGGUGUAAAGGCAACGGUUUACAAGCCUUCGAGUGAUGUUGGUGAAAUGUUGUGCUCGCUCCAUAAAGUUCCCCCACUCCUUUUUUUGUUGUGAUGUAAACAAUAACACUCAAUAAUAUGCGGAUGUUUUUAGAAAUGUUUUGGAAUUAUCAGCAGUGUCAAAGUGUGAUGCGACGUGGUUUUGUAUGGUCUAAGAAUGGGAAAAUUACCUUUUUGUUAUAUUAACCUAUUUUUUGGUAAGUCUUUGCAGCCCUAAUAAAGAUUUCAUUGCUUACUUCCCACAUGAAA